CCAGACAUCGAAAGCCAAAACCGAAAACCCAGAAUUAGUACACAGAAAGAAAGAAAGAACCAAAACAUACACACAAUCAGAAAUUGCCUUCAAAAACGACACUUUUGAGUUUUACUUACAGUAUAAACAUACACGCACAGAGAGAAAGAAAGAGAAUAGUUGAGAGAGAGACAGUUUUGUUUAUGUAAAUGCAUCAGAAGAAAUCUGGCAAACAACAAGAGAUCGGAAACCUAAGCAUCGACUGCUUCAACAAAACCACUUCUCCAUAUCUCUUUUGCUCUCAAUUCAAUCACCAAAGCUACCUUGAAUCAACCCCACAAAACAGGGUUGAUUUUCCCCUUCCAAACAAGCCUAAUCUCACCAUCCGAGUCCCAUUCCCACCCAUAUCACCAAACCCAUCACCACCGCUACCAGCAUCAGUACCAACACCAACAAUAACACCAACCCAUCAUCAUAAACAACCCGACUUUCACCAUCAUAAACCCUCCUUCUCCAAUAACCCAUCUCCAACUCAUGCCCUUCUCUCGACUCCCCAUAAGCGGCCUAUAAUGACCCACAAUUCUCUUCCUCAUUCCCCAACUCUUUCUUCUUUCAAAAACCACCGCCGUGACCAUUGCAGAACGGUUGAAAGAUUACCUCUUUUUCGGUAUUUUUCUUGUUCUGCUUGUUUCGCUAUUCCUUUUGAUACUCAACAACUGGGUAGGAAACUUGUUCAUCAUUUGAACCGUGGCCGCUUGCUUUGUUUCCACUUGCGUUUUCUUGUUUUGCUUUCUCUCCCUUCGCUUUACUUUUUGGUUUCCGAUCCUCGGCGGUUUUUCGUGUUGAAUUUUCUUGCUUUGCUUGCUUUCUCGGUUACCCUUUUGGUUUCUCUUAACCUUGCACUCCCUCGCUUGCCCUCGAUUCGAUUUCUUGCUCGUUCACUACCUGCUAAGUUUAUUCAACUAGGUUCAUCUUCUAAAUCUUCAAAACCUGUUGUUUGGUCAAUUGGAUCAAAGCCAAAAUCGGAGAAGAAAGCGAAUUCGGGAACUUGGGUGCAGGUUUACAGUAAUGGGGAUGUAUAUGAAGGUGAAUUCCAUAAAGGGAAAUGUUCAGGGAGUGGGGUUUAUUAUUACUGCAUGAAAGCAAGGUAUGAGGGGGAUUGGAUUGAUGGGAAAUAUGAUGGUUAUGGUGUGGAAACUUGGGCCAAAGGGAGCCGAUAUCGCGGUCAAUACAGGCAGGGAUUGAGGCAUGGAAUUGGAGUGUAUAGGUUUUAUACAGGUGAUGUUUAUGCUGGUGAGUGGUCUAAUGGGCAUUGUCAUGGAUGUGGUGUGCAUACUUGUGAAGAUGGCAGCAAAUAUGUGGGGGAGUUCAAGUGGGGUGUAAAGCAUGGGCUUGGCCAUUACCAUUUCAGAAAUGGGGACAUAUAUUUAGGGGAAUAUUUCGCGGACAAGAUGCAUGGAUUUGGGGUUUAUCAAUUUGGGAAUGGACACCGGUAUGAGGGAGCCUGGCACGAGGGAAGAAGGCAGGGAUUUGGCACAUACACUUUCAGAAAUGGUGAGACACAAUCUGGUCACUGGCAACAUGGGGUUCUUAAUGUUCACAGCACACAAAGCAUCCAUCUUGGAUCCCCCCAUGCUGUCACUCGAUCUAGAGUCCUUAAUGCUGUUCAGGAAGCGCAGAGAGCAGCGGAGAAAGCUUACAGCAUUGCAAAGAUCGAUGAGAGAGUAAAUAAAGCUGUCUCAGCUGCAAACAAAGCAGCCAAUGCUGCCAGAGUAGUAGCCGUGAAAGCCGUCCAAAAAAGAAUGCAUCAAGACAACAGUGAUGAUCCUCCAACUUCAAUCGUCUAAUACAAGGACUCCAAAUGGUGCUGUGGUUUAUAAAUUCACUAUAUGGCGUCUUUUUUUAUCUUGUCCAUUAUAAUAUUGUCCUAUUAUAAGAAAUGAUUAAAGUAAAAAGUUACCUGCUUGGAACCAUGUUUCAAUCAUUGAAGAAGGUGGUUGAUCAUGGAGCAAGAAAUGGGCCUCCAUUUUUUUUCCUUUUUGUGUAAUGGCUUGAGUAACGUAUAUAGGCUGAGUUCAUGAGUGAAGAAUGGCACUAAGGUGCUUUAAAGAGCCUGCAACUAGUCUCGUUUUCCUCUUGUAAAUGUUGUUAGUAGCUUCUGUAUAUCCCGGAAGUCUGGAUAAAACCGUCCAGUCCGGUCCAGUCCGGUCAGCUUCAUAUGUACUGCGGUUAAUGUGAAUAACCCAUAAGAUUGUUAUAACGCUAUUUUUUUGGACUCCA
Messenger RNA from Gossypium raimondii (Peruvian cotton), 2259 nucleotides. RefSeq lists its product as uncharacterized. The transcript is spliced from 3 exons. The record is from RefSeq and is a predicted model, not a curated record. Bases 189 to 1826 code for a protein of 545 amino acids. Lineage: Eukaryota; Viridiplantae; Streptophyta; Magnoliopsida; Malvales; Malvaceae.